Molecule: messenger RNA, 3042 nt
Organism: Amoebophrya sp. A120
Lineage: Eukaryota; Dinophyceae; Syndiniales; Amoebophryaceae
Source: the annotation of a GenBank genome assembly
CUUCACAAUAGCUAAGCAAGCAGGGUUGUAACCGUUUGCAUUUUGCAUUUGCGAGUACGACUCAGAUUCACUCACCUCAUUAGUCAGUGAUGUUAAUCGGGUGAAGUGAUUAAGUGGUUCAAUUUGACUGCCGACCAUUCUCGGUCUCGCUGCGCAGGCAAGAAUUUCUCAGCUCGUCAAACGGCUUAUAGUUGUUGAUUUCACAACGUAUGCCCCGUAUCAAAUACAAAUCGAAAAGUGCCAUAAUAUAGCGAAAAAAAACAUCAAAAUGGCGGACGCGGUAGGGGAGAUCGAACUCCCAGUUGAGGAGACAAGCUGGAAGAGCAAGCUGAAUCUGCUGGUCAUUUACGGAGGGUCCUUACGUGAUGUCCUUCUCAUAUUCGGAGGCUCGUUCCGCGACGAGUACCUCGGUUGUGGCUCUGAUUCGCAUUAUUUCGAACUAGAGUGGUCCUGCUUUUCCUUUUGGUUUUGUAUGAGUUUUUCUCUGUGCAUUAAGAGUAUAGUCGCAGCACAAUUUUUCGUUCGGAUCACACGGAAAGGAUUUUCUUGCAUACGGCGAGACUCGUGCGGGAAAACAAGCGGAAAAUACCAGUUAACGCAGGUGACGCGGCGGCGCACAACAAACUUGUGCAGUGUAUGGAGGUGAGAUGUAGUAUCGUUUGGCGGUUGAUGUUACAUCCUCGAUAAAUAUCGUUCAGGAGUAUACAGCACAAGCAGCUGCACCACAGUGCAACUGAAGAGAUCGGUGCAUGUUCGUUGCUAAUAGACCGCGGCCUUCUCAGGCAUGGAACUAGGUUGGUCAAAAGUUCACAUCUCUAGUACCCCAUACUCGACACGCGACACGCCAUUGAGGUGCUGGAGCCACAACUGCAAGCGGUGACCUGUGCUGGGGGCGGUUCAGAAUUAUUGCUGCAUGUUGCAUCUGGGAACGUCGCGCUGCUCGACGGUGGUCCCGAAACUUCAGACGGGAAGCUCCCGACUGGUCUGGAGCAGUCGGGAGCUGCAACUUCUAUGGCAGGUACGAGUAGACGCAACAACUCGUCUGCAAACAAGAAACAGCAGAAACGGCCAAGGAACCCGCGCGAUAUCAAGGUGACAAAGUGGCGGUGUUCGGUGAAAAUACCGGCGCUGUUGGGGGAAAAGCCCGUGCAACCUGAGCCGGAGGACCUGUUCGCGAAGCUGCGCGAAGCGGAGGAAAGCAUCGCAGAGAAGGCCUUUAAAGUGUUGAUGCAGAGGUGUAACGACAAGGACGAAUUUUUUUCCAGCGACAAUGGAAGAUUGAAUCCGGACUGCUCCGGGGAGGAGGACUCUGCAGCGCAGAAGGCAACUGCGGAAGAAAAUAAAUCAUGCCCGGGGGGAGGCGGUGUCGGGGAAGUCGAAGCGAGGGAGGAAGCCAGAGCGAGUGGGACGUCCUCUUCCGACAGCGACUCCACCCAAGAUGCGAGGGCGGCAUCUUCCAUGAAGAGGGGCGCGGGAAAGCAGACUAGUAGCGCUAUCAGGUAAGACUAAGACGAUGAGUUCUCAAAUGUUGUGAAAAUUCUGGUGAGCUAGCGACUGGGGAGGCUGCAUUUGGUGAAUGUUUUUUUUUAGAAUUUUCUAGAUAUUCGUAACUACUUUCACCUAGUAAAUGGAAACUUAACUACCACAUGAACCUUCUCCAGCCUGAAAGCGCAACAAUCCCGCGAGCCUGUGUCAACGUCGGAGUGCCACCAGAACCAGCACUAUCGGCGACAUCCAUCAAAGGGCAACAGUGAGAAAGGUAGCGACCCAAAAGGCCGCAAAGUGCAGCGGCAUUCGGAUUUUGGGGUCAAUUUCGCCGAUUGGAAAAGAACUGAUUCUGAUGCAUCUUUAUUGGAAAAACGGUCUCGUGAUGAUGCGCACUACAGACCAGUGGAGAUUGAUUCUUUAUUGGGGAGCGAUUGUGAAGACUCUGAUUCCGACAGUAGCUCCACAUCGGAUGCGAGUUUUGCCUGGGAAAAGGUUCACUUGCGGCAGGUACAAUUUUUGCAGCAGGGAGAAAAUAACGGGAGCAUCAAAGCUGGCAAAGGAACAGGACUUGCUCCGAAGAAAGACGACUCGUUGGCUCAGGAAACUCAGGUUGAAGCACCACGUGGCGGCGAAAUCGAAAACAAAAGUAAGUGGCCACACUCGACGAACACGCUGGGAACGAAAGGGAAGUUUUUUUCUGAAGGACAGGGAGAUGCUUUCUCAUCUCACAUGAAGGAGGUGCUCGACGCACAAGAACGAUUUUAUUCCGCCACAACGUCGCAAGAAAAGAAACUUGCAGCAAAUUAUCUUUCGCACAACACGACGUCGGCGACAGAACCAGGAAACCAUCGAAUCGGGUCAAUUCCUGGUCAGACUGCACGCGAGAAAGAGAAACAGCUCACAACUUCUAGAAGCGAUUUACUUCCAUCACAGCCUAGCCCCGCCAAGAAGUGGCUUUCCUUGUUGUUUCGCGACGGGCUAUUCGAAUCGGGCACCACCUGUGGGUACGACGCCCUGCAGCAAGCUAGCGUGAAAGAGCUGCGGGAACUGGAUCUGGAGCCUGCAUUUGUCGCACACCAGAUUCAGCAGGCCGAAGCAGAACUGCGAGCGCGGCGCCGGGCCCUGCGCGAGGAGGAGCGGAAUUUGCAGCUGUUUCACGCGCAAAUCGAAAAGGUGAAACGGCUGCUGUCAACAGCGGAAGACUCGGAGGCGGGGGAGUUUGAUGAUCACUAAAAGCUGGAGGGACGACCACCUCGAAGCCCUAGCUAGGAUUGUUUCCGGGAUCCCGGCCUCGGAGCCGAGGAUGAAGAUUAAGAUGAACGGUUUUUGCCUGUUCGGACUAAUGAAUUACCAAGUCACAAAGUAGUUCUGUGAGAGGUGCAGCCGGAAUUCUAUAUGGAAGCACUUUCUUGAAGUAGAAGUUGUGCGAAGUGAAAUAGAAGCAGAAGUACGCAAGGUCAAGCCUUUGAGAAGAAUGUACCAGCAACCAGUAAGCAAAGUGCGGAAAAAUAGAAAAGAUUUCUCGUGACAGACAAGAUACUGCGUAGAGUGGAG